Molecule: messenger RNA, 3211 nt
Organism: Hippocampus zosterae (dwarf seahorse)
Lineage: Eukaryota; Metazoa; Chordata; Actinopteri; Syngnathiformes; Syngnathidae
Gene: aph1b
Product: APH1B gamma secretase subunit
Exons: 6
Coding region: 163-939 (258 amino acids)
Biological process (GO): positive regulation of catalytic activity; Notch signaling pathway; protein processing
Cellular component (GO): endoplasmic reticulum; gamma-secretase complex; membrane
Molecular function (GO): protein-macromolecule adaptor activity
Source: RefSeq, a predicted model, not a curated record
CUCCAUUCCAUUGGUCACGUGACAUCACGAGAGCCGCCUGAAACUGGCGGAAGUAGAGCGAAUUUGCUGUUGUUAGUCCUUUUUAAAAAGUGUCCGAAAUAUCGGGUAGAAGUCAGUACAACGCGCUUUUGGGUGGUUCGUCUUUCUGCACAAUCACCUAAAAUGACGGCGGCGGUGUUUUUUGGUUGUACCUUCAUUGCCUUCGGCCCUGCAAUCGCUCUGUUCCUGUUUACCAUCGCCCGGGAGCCUCUGAGGGUCAUCUUUCUCAUAGCAGGAGCAUUUUUCUGGCUUGUGUCUCUCCUGCUGUCCUCUCUGGUUUGGUUCAUCUCCGUUCAGAUCAGUAAUAAGGACAGUGCGGUUCAGCAGAAAGGCCUUCUCAUCUUUGGCGUGGUGCUAUCUGUGCUCCUGCAAGAGACCUUCCGUUUCGCUUACUACAAGCUGCUGAAGAAAGCAAAUGAAGGGCUCCUCACCCUCAGUCAGGAGGAAACCAUGCCCAUCUCCAUCCGACAACUGGCCUAUGUUUCUGGCCUUGGUUUUGGAUUCAUGAGUGGCGCUUUUUCUGUGGUGAACAUUCUGUCUGACUCUGUUGGCCCAGGAACAAUUGGGAUCCAUGGAGACUCGCAGCACUACUUUUUGUCUUCAGCAUUCAUGACGAUGGCCAUUAUCCUUCUCCAUAUGUUCUGGGGCGUGGUUUUCUUUGACGCCUGUGAGAAGCAGCAGUGGUGGGCAGUUGCUGCCGUUGUCAUCAGCCACCUGGUCGUUUCCUGUCUGACCUUCCAGAACCCGGAGUAUGUUGCCAGCCUGGUUCCCACCUACGUAAUCUUGUUCCUGAUGGGCAUUUGGGCCUUUUACUCUGCUGGUGGGUCCCUGAGGAACCUCAAACUUUGCCUGACCUGCAAAGACAAAGAUUUCCUGCUUGCCAACCACCGGCCCAGAUAACGCAACUCUCCAGGGAGCUCGCAGGAGUCUCCAUUCAAAAAUCACACACACACACUCAUACACAUUCACACACACUGAACACUAUCAGAACAUGCAUGUUUUCGGUUAAUCAGAAUUUUGAAUUUGAACCCAAGAGUGGGGAUGGGUACCUUGCACGUUUGAACUGGUUCGUUUCCGAUUGCCGAUACCUGGGAAUUGAUACCGGUACUCAACAUUACCAAUUUUGGGUACUUUUGUGCUGAUUUAUUUAAAAUGAAAACAAUAAAAUCUAAAAAAAAUAAUUAAUUAUAAACCUGGACAAAGAACAAAACAACACAAUUCAACUCAAACGAACCAGAGAACCUGUUGUAAAAAUAACGGCAUUGCAUUUAUCAAUUAACAGUAAAUAAUACAAAUUAUUAUAAAAUACAAAGUGUGAAGCAAAGUUGGUUGUUUUUUUUUUUGGCAAUGAAAACACAAGGAAGUGAUACAGUCAUACAAAAACUAUGCUGCAUGAUGAGUGAAAAUGCAUCUUGGACUGAAAUAGUGCAAAUAAACACAGUUGGAAGAGAAUGUGAAUGAGAACGAAGAAUAAUCGGGGUAAUAUUUAUCAUUUGAAUUUACCCGACCUGAUGCAUAAUGCUCACCACAUUUUGGCUAAAAUCUUUCAGUAUUUCACCCAUAUGAAAUUAUAAAUGAAAUGUAAAAUGUAGUAUUACUCUGUAUUAAAUAUUGUUCUGAAACACAAUGUCUACAUGUUGGAACGAUGGUAAAGCCAUGCAGCUCCCAGCAUGAUUCAAUUUAGUGAGGGUAGACGAGCCUUUCUGUUGGUGCUGGGCAGAGGCAGGUGAUGCGUCCUCGUUUUCCUUGUCAGCCCCACACCUAUUGUGUGGAUCUGGGGACGGCACAGAAAAGUUUCUCCCCCGAAUGCUCAACCAAAGCUAGAAAGUGUGAGGCUUCACCAGCACUACAAUGUACUUCAUAAACUAUUUGCUUGGGUUGCUGGCAGGCGAGUCCCGCUUGCUUUUGAAACCUUGAAAUGUACUUUUAGUGUGUGAAAUCCUGCAUGAAUGGGUGAAGUCAUUAUGCUGAUGUGUGUGUACUGUGGCAUUCAAGUUGAGCGUCUCUCGCACAUUUAAGACUUCGAAAGACUCACUGUGGAACCGAAACCUGGUAUCGUUUAAUUUCAUGUGUACUACCCAAUUUGGCUCUUGAGUACUGGCCCAAAUUGGUUCAUACGAGGGGAAAAAAUGUACCGGUACCUUCUUUGGGACCCAUCCCUACCCAAGGUUUAAAAAAAAAAUAAUUGUAAGGAUCUGGAAAAGCAACGACUGCUUUGCAGAGGCAAGAUAACAUUUUGAAAGAGGUUGACAUCCAGUUUAGGUAAAGUUCAGUUUGUUUAUGAAAAUUCAUUGAGAUGGAAUGUGGUUUUGCUCACAAAUAUGAAUUCCUACGCUUGAACGGUGUCCAUGAUUUUACUUUGCUGCGAUGUUACAGGAAGUUUCAAUGUUCAAUGUCACUGCUUCAACAUAUUCUAUACCAGUUGUCAAAAUUGCCCAACAUUGAAACCUUUGUGAAGGUUUUUAAUUUAGUAAAGUGAAAAAAAAAUGUGUGUACCCAACGGUCAUCAUUGCUACUGAGUAACUGCUUGACAACCUACAGCAGUGUAAUGUGUAAAAUAGAUUUUCCUUUCUGUUAUUUAUGCCAUGUUAUCUUAAUUGACCGAUUUGACAGCUUGCUCCAAACACUUUGUGGUCACCAAGAACAAAUUGGGCUGUUGAAGCUUAGAAUUUUUAAAUGUUUUCUGUUGCCUUUACUAUAAUGAUUUAGUUACAUUUGUGGGCGGUCAUAGCGUUGACUCACAUUUUAGGACUUCAGGGGUAGUAUAAGGUGUGACUGAGUGCCAAUGGUUGUUUGUUUUUUUUAUCUGCUCUGCGAUUGGCUGGAAACCAGUCCAGACUGCUGGGAUAGGCUCCAGCACGCCCCGCGACCCUCGUGAAGAUUAGUGGAUUAGAAAAUGGAUAGAUGGAUGAUUAUGCAACAUUGCUUUAUUUUCUGCAUCCUAGGUGAGUUCUCCCGCAACAUUCAGUAUCAGAUGUUUAGAUGAGUAUGUCAAGCUUCUUUUUGUUUUGUUAAGUUAAAAAAACAAAUCAACAUAGAAGUCUGGUUUGUUCACAAUUUGUUUUUGAACCAAUAAGCGGUUCACAUCAUAGAUGGAUGAUGCAGGAGAAAAGUGUCUUACUUGUUUGCAUUGCAAUUCUCUCAAAUAAAUUCGUUUGAUUCUGUUUUGAAA